Saprolegnia diclina VS20 is the source of this 2482-nucleotide messenger RNA. RefSeq lists its product as hypothetical. Bases 47 to 1900 code for a protein of 617 amino acids. The transcript has 4 exons. Gene Ontology annotation, cellular component: clathrin adaptor complex. NCBI's taxonomy places the organism in Eukaryota, Oomycota, Saprolegniomycetes, Saprolegniales, Saprolegniaceae. The record is from RefSeq and is a predicted model, not a curated record. Gene Ontology annotation, biological process: vesicle-mediated transport; intracellular protein transport.
AUUCGAUCCUAGAUCUCACUUUUGUCGGGUUAACGGGACCAGCAGCAUGCGACGCUGGGCGACCAUCGUGCUGCUCCUGACCGCGCUGCAUGCGGCCGACUGCGCUGCUCCGGACGUGGCGCUGCAGCACCCGCCCGAGCUACGUGCACUUCUUCCCGAGCGGAAUGCAACCGCGCCUGCAGUGGCCAACGCCACAACGAGCAAGGCGACGACGAUCGUGCCAGCAACGAUCAUGGCCACGACCAUAAAGGCUGCAAAUCUCGCAACCACGAAGAAGCCGAUGACCCAGUGGUGCGUCGACGGUGGCUUCACGUUCGACCUCAACUUUGCAAAAGCCUUUGUCGACAUUCCAGCCUUCAGCAAGUACGUUGAGAGUCAAUUGAGCGCCAGCUUGCCACUGCAAUACGAGGUCCAGUUCCGCGAUCUCGCCCCGUCCCCCCACGAUAGCGCCAAGCCAUUUGUCGUCUUUACGCUGUGCGCGCCUGCCACAACCUCCAACGAGCAGUGGCUCAUGUCCGUCCAGAAGCAGAUCCCGAUCCUCUACACCGUGAUGGCGCUGCCGCUCAGCGCCGACCAGGACAAGGCCAUUAGCCGUUUGCGCGUAUACCAUCGAUCCGCGAGUACUGCGCCUGCUGCCCUCGUCUUGACACCGGUACGAUCUGUGGUUGCUCUCGUCUCGCCAGCGUCCAACGGCGUCCCGUCCUUCGAAGCGACGCUCAUCGCGCACAACACCGGUGGCACGUCCGUGACGGUAUACGCGAUUGUGUGCUACGGCAUGAGCGACUGGCGCGACACGGUGCUCGCGCUGCCCGAGCCGAUCGUGCUGCAGCCCAAACACAAGACGUCGCUCACCUUCCGAGGUCCGAUGCUUCCCAACGUCGGCGUCGACCCGACUCUCGUGGCACCGGACCUGCUUGUAUCUCUCCACUUGGUGCAAAGCUCGGGCACGCCGGUCGAAACUGCAAUCACGGCGAUGCUGGACGCACCUGCAAGAACUGAAGCAGCCACGCGCCCGGUGACAAGUGCGCCGGACGUGACGCAUGACACGGACGCGCUCGUGGCGCUCGAUGCGCAGCCCAUGGCCGAUGACGAAGACGCGUUUGCGCGCGUGCGAAACCGUCUCCACAGCCAAGGUGCCGUCGACAACAGCGCGUUUCCGUCGUCCACUUUUAAAGCCAUCUCGGCGUGCCUCGUACUGGGCGUGGUCAUCUACACGUCGUACUUUGCCUACUCGCGUCUUCGCAACCGGUCGCUGGCCUGGACGCAGCUCGUUGGCCGGAAGAAGCAAAAGACGCGGUACCCAAAGGACAACAUUCAAGACACGACUGACGGUAGCCUGGAUGAAUAUGACGAUCACUGUGAAGAAGACGACGGGCUGCUGCCGGCAACAAAGCCACCGACAGUCCUUGCGCAGGAGACAGACCCGCAGCACGUAUGGGGGCAGCCAGCGCGCGUCGUAUCACCUGUCUGUCCAGCGCCGUUGUUUCCGUCGACACCUGCACCCGAGCCUCUCGUGCUCGAUGCGUCCAUUCGAAUGCAUCCCAAGCGGUUCGAGUCGCUCUGGGGCGAGUACAUGGAGCGUGCCAAGUGGCAGCGGGCGAUUUCGCUGCGGCCCGACGCCAACGCCGUCAUGACGCGCUUCUACGAGAUGGGGCUCGUCUGCAUGGCCAGCGGCUCGGUGCAGCUCACCGACAAAUAUUUAUUCUACACGGCCGAGCCGGCAACGCCCGACGCCUUUUACUUUUGUGACGUGGCGAUCCAAUUCAUCUCGCUCGAGGUCGACGUCUCGGUGCGCACGCCGCGCGAGACGUCGGCGGCCAAGAUCGAUGUCUUUGUACAGCGCGUCAAGAUGGCGCUCGACGAUCUCGACGCCGGCAGCUCCCUGGCUGUUGCCGAGUGACGGACUUGUGGCUACUCGCGACGAGGCGUACGGCUUGCUACUUCAGCAUAGCGGCAUGGUAAACAAGCAACAUGACCGCGACUGUCCUUUCUCGAGCCUUCUUGCCAACCUCCGUGUCGCACGUGCGCGAGAAGCAAGCGCGCCUUUGCACCCAAGGCGGCGUCCGAGGAUGACCACGCCAAGCAGCCACCGUCAGUCGUCACAGUGGCACGCUGGACACACAUGAAUUCUUCUCGGGUCAUCUUUCGACCAGUUCAUCAUGGCAGUACCCAAGCAGCCACCCGCUUGCUACAAGGCCACGCGCCUCCUGCCCGUAGAGCCGCCCAUACUCAUCGGACCCAUGACCUCACGCAGAAGGCCAUUGCCGUCGUCCGCCUCGAAGCCAUCGGCAUGGCGGCCGCGUCCAGGCGGCGAGAGUAGGACGAGUGCGACAUGGCCGGAGGCCGCGCUUAUUGGGCCCUUGGUUUGAGUGGUGAGGAAAGAAAAGAAAAAGAAAGGGAGAGCCACGCGGGGUAGGGCUGGCCGCUGAGAAUAUCGACUUUCACAGGUAAAACUCAUUUAACGCACCGACGUCGCGGGCCA